GGUCCUCCACGUCAGCUCCCGACGAUACCCGUUGUCCGGAAAAUUACAAAUAUAUUCUGCUAUUUAAGCCGCCCUCUAGUCCUAAAUUAAAUUGUAAAAAAAAAAAAACAGAAAAGAAAAUCAUCUAUUUAAGCCGCCAUUUAACCUCCUUACUUUUGUUGAUCAACUCCCAAACGCAAAGAAAAGAAAAGCAUCAUCAAACCUUCAGGCUUCAUAUCCCUCCUUUGCCAUUUUGCACGUCUUCUCUUUCCUACUUGAGAAAAAGGCCAUUGAAGAAAGAAACUGAACAUACUGAUUUCUCUCUGUUAACCAAAGCCCAUCAAGCUUUUUCCCUCCAGAUAGUCAGAUAUAGACUCCUGAGGUUGGUAGAGACUAUCGAGUUGUUAGAAUGGAACUUGAGCAACAACAAAUUGUGCCAGAAAUGAAAUCCGUCCCUGCAUUAAGCUCAGGCUUUGAGAAGACAUCAGCCUGCUUUGAUUGUAGCAUAUGCCUAGAUUUUGCCUCCGAUCCAGUGGUCACUCUCUGCGGCCACCUCUACUGUUGGCCCUGCAUCUACAAAUGGUUGGAGUUCCAGAGAUCAUCUCUUUCGUCCGAAGAGUGUUGCCAGUGUCCUGUUUGCAAGGCUGAAAUAUCCCCUGAAUCCGUGGUUCCUCUUUACGGCCGUGGCCAGAGUCUUUCACAAACCGAGCCGGCUGACAAAACCGUUUUGAAGCUGAUCAUACCUCCCAGACCAACUGCCUUCCCUAGACAAGCCCAGGCGACUUCGUCCACUCUCCGGCAACGGGUGCAAGAUGAGCCGAAUUCUCCUAACCCUGCUGCUGCCAAUUCAGGGGAGGCUAAUUCACCUGAUCUUUCUAAUCUUGGGAGUCCAAUGCCACUUUGUCAUCCUAUGUGUGGGAACUAUGGAGAGAUGGUUUACGCAAGGGUGUUUGGUAAUUCAGAAAGCUUUUAUACAUAUCCUUACUCGUACCAUACUCAGGGAAGUAUGAGCCCCAGGCUGAGGAGGCAGGAGAUACAAACUUCCAAGUCUCUGAACAGAAUAUCAUUUUUCGUCUUCUGUUGCAUCCUAUUAUGCCUGUUCCUUUUCUAGUCCAAUGCUAUAUAGUUGCAGGGGUAUUGAGUUGCUAUAUAGUUGCAGCCAGCGAGAUUCAAACUUCGGUUUUUUAGACUUAGGUACAUAGGUUGAGAAUGAAUAUAGUACAUGAUGCUCUCUGGUGUUGUUAUCAUCGUUCAUUCUCUUCCUAUUCUUAGUUUUGAGUUUAGCAUGAUGAGUUUAGGUAUCAUCUCUUUCCCCUUUCACCUGUUUUUGUACAAAUGAACACUUUGAAGAUGCUUGCCUAUCAGCUUGCAUAGUAAAUACAAGGAAUCUGCUGUAUGAUGAGCUUAGUCUUUUUCGUUUUUUCGUAUGCU
Oldenlandia corymbosa var. corymbosa is the source of this 1410-nucleotide messenger RNA. NCBI's taxonomy places the organism in Eukaryota, Viridiplantae, Streptophyta, Magnoliopsida, Gentianales, Rubiaceae. The record is from the annotation of a GenBank genome assembly.